Molecule: messenger RNA, 3189 nt
Organism: Ostreobium quekettii
Lineage: Eukaryota; Viridiplantae; Chlorophyta; Ulvophyceae; Bryopsidales; Ostreobiaceae
Source: the annotation of a GenBank genome assembly
AUGGCGGCGGGCCAGGGGCGCAGGGCGCGGCUCCCGGGGAGGGCGUCGGCGUGCCGGCGGUCGGCGGAUCGAAUGGCCGGGGGAUGGCGGGCGGCGGGGCCGUGGCGCGUGGGACUGCGCGGGGCCAGGCGGACAAGGCAGCAACUUUGUGCUGAAGAUGAUGGUGUGGUGUUGGAAGAGGUUGAAGGCGAAGUUGAAGCCAUAUUGGAAGAGGUUCCAGAGAUUGAGUCCUCUGACUCAGAGGACGAAAAUCUGGUUCCCCUUAAAGAAGCUCUUGACAGGGCAAAAGCACUGGCGUUGAGCUCAUCCUUCAAGAGGGAAGCCUUAGAAGCUGAGGCCCAAGGUGUUGCAGAACUCGCUGUUGAAGCACGGGAUGCAUUCAAGCGGAGCAGCAAGAAGCUGGAAGAGGCCAUGUCAGAGAAAAAGGCAUUUGCUAUAGAGAUACAGGAUCUAGAGGAGAGGAAAGAGCAACUCGAUGCCAGGAUACUGGAGAUAAAGAAGGUGAAGGAAGUGGAAGCAGAUGAUGCACAAAUCGAUGGGGAAGAAGCUGUGUCCCGUUUGGAGGGCGGUCUGAACUUGUCCUCUGCCGAAUGGAUUUCUGAGUAUGAUGAGAGUGCGGAAGCUGAGGAUGUGGCGGCAAGCUUGCAGGCAUCCGCUGAUUUGAAUGAAGAACUCAAGAUCGUGAGGAUCGACAUUGAGACUGCCUCCAACAGAAUAGCAAAGCUUCGGAGCUUGCAAGAGGAACAAGAAUCAAAGAUAAAAGACUUGAGGGAAAAUGCACUUGCUGCUGAGCUGGAGGCAACGGUGUUCGAAGAAAGGGCAUCUGCGGUCAUGACUGCAUGUGCAACAGCUGUCACAAAUGAAUUGGAAGCCAAGGCAGUGUUGAAGGAAACAGAGCUUGCUCUCGACAAAGCCAUGGACGAUACAGAAGCACUGCUGUCCACACAAGAUUUUGACGACGAUGAAGAAGUAGAGGAAGAGGAGGAGGUCGUUAAAGUGGUUGAGAAAGAUGAGCCAUCCGAAAAGGCAAAGACCAUUGGAGAUGCAGAGGGAGGUGUGGCUGUUCUGAUGCCACGCGCCGAAGUUCCUUCUACCCCUCCAGCUCAAAAGAAGGACAAGAAAAAGGACAGUCUGGCAGCUGAACACUCUGUCAUGCAGCCUGUUGCACUUUUUUUAAAGAAGUAUGGCAAGGCUGUGGGAGCCAUGCUGCUCGCCACAGCAGCUUCAAUUGUCUUCCUUCAGUCACCUGCUGGAAAGACUCUGUUGAGCUCUGCAGGCCACUUCUUCAGCAAAUUGUCACAUCACCUUGCUGACUUCUGGCACUACAUCAUUCCCUCAUCACAUGCGGGUGCGGAGGGCUUCCUCCAAACUAUAUGGCUGCUGUUGAUGAGCGUAGUCAUGGUCCCACUCGUCCUGAAAGGCAUUCCUGGAGGGACGCCUGUCUUGGGAUUUCUGAUAGCUGGUUGCAUUGUGGGCCCCAAUGCACUGGGGAUCGUCAAGGACAUGGAGGGUGUGCAUAUGCUGGCAGAGCUGGGCGUCGUUUUCCUUCUCUUCAACAUCGGCCUUGAGCUCAGUCUGGAGAGGCUGAGGUCUAUGGCGAAACUGGUCUUUGGGCUUGGAAAUGCCCAGGUGCUCAUCACAAUUUUCGCUGUGGCCUUCACAGCGGCUGGUAUAACGGGAGUGUCGGGGCCUGCAGCAAUAGUUAUCGGCUGUGCACUGGCUCUGUCAACAACAGCUGUGGCGAUGCAGGUGUUACAGGAUCGCGGUGAAAAUGGCGCAAGGCAUGGGAGGGCCACAUUCUCUGUUCUCCUCCUGCAAGAUCUGGCUGUUGUCGUUGUCCUCAUCAUGAUCCCAUUGUUGGCGCCAAAGAACGGGGCUAUGGCAGGGGGGUUGCAGCCAAUCCUCAAGAUCCUUGGAACAGCAGCUGUCAAGGCCGCUAUCUGCAUAACGGGAAUGAUAGUUUUUGGCCGUGUGCUGUUGAGACCCAUCUACAGGGCGAUCGCAGGUUUUGAGAACAAGGAAAUCUUUGCCGCUCUGACCUUGCUUGUUGUCUUGGGAGCAAGCAAGCUCACUGAAGUGUCAGGCUUGUCGCUCGCUUUGGGGGCAUUUCUAGCUGGCCUGCUGUUGGCAGAGACAGAGUAUGUGCUGCAGGUUGAGUCUGACAUUGCUCCCUACAAGGGGCUGCUGAUGGGCUUGUUCUUCAUGGCAGUCGGCAUGGAGAUCGACUUGGGAAUGCUUUUCGCACAGUGGAAGUCGGUGUUGCUGUCAUUAACGAUCCUGCUGGCUGGGAAGGUGGCAAUUAUGGCCACUGUUGGGCCCCUGUUUGGGCUCUCUCGCCUGACGGCCAUCCGGUCUGGACUGUACCUGGCUGCAGGUGGCGAGUUUGCAUUCGUUACUGUGGGAGAAGCAGAAGUCCAGGGUAUCUUGCCACUGCCCCUCGUAAACCAGAUCUACUUGGUGGUGGCACUCAGCAUGGCCCUUCUCCCGUACCUUGCCAUUCUGGGUGAGAAACUGGGCUCCUUGUUUGAGAAGGGUGACGUGAGGGCACUCCAGCCCAGGAGCGGCGACAGUGGCAGCCAGAAGGACCACGUCAUUAUUGCCGGCUUCGGUCGUGUGGGCUCGCUUGUUGCUCGUCUCCUGAGCGAACGGCUGAUUCCAUUUGUUGCACUUGACGUACAGAGCGACAGAGUCCAGAACGGCAAAGCCUUGGAUCUCCCCAUCUACUUCGGUGAUGCUGGAAGUCAGGCGGUGCUACAGAGCGUUGGAGCGAAGAACGCCAAAUGCAUUGUGGUGGCUCUGGACAGCCCUGGUGCCAAUUACCGGUGUGUAUGGGCCGCCAGCCGCCAUUUCCCCCACGUUCCAGUCUACGUCCGGGCGCGGGACGUGGACCAUGCAAGAAAUCUGGAGAAAGCUGGAGCGUCCGUUGUGGUGCCUGAGACCUUGGAGCCUAGCCUGCAGCUUGCCGCUUCCGUGCUGAACCAGACGGAUGCCUCCCCCGAGGAGGUGGCCGUAGCCAUUGACACAUUCCGACGAGGCCACCUUUCGGAGCUGGAGACGCUUGCCAAGGAGACGGGCUACAGCAUGGGCUACGGCUUCAAUCGAAUGAAGGACGGCUUGAUGAGGAUGGAGGAGGAUGAGGAUGUCGACGGGGUGGCCCUGGGGACGGCGGCAGCGCCCGAGGGCGCCUGA